AUACACCGGGCACGCUCUGUUCUGUCUCGCAGGAUGGAUGCAGUGGUCGACGCCGAGCUGCGCCUGUCGGGCCCCAUCCCUGAGGACCGCUUCGACGACGUGAUCGCGCACCUGCGCUGGAGCUUCUUCGCGGACGAGCCGCUCAACCGAUCCGUGGCGCUGUGCGAGCGCGGGCAGCCGCACCGCGAGCUGGAGGAGCACGCCCGCGCCACGCUGCGCGACAGCCUGUCCGAGAUGGUGCUGGACACGACCACCAACCAGGUCGUGGGCGUGGCGCUCAACGGCGUGCUAUUGCCGGGUGACCUGGACGAGGCGCAGUCCAAGCUAUCCGACAUGGACGACGCCAAGUUUCGGCGCAUCUUCGGCUUGCUUUACAGCGUCAACAAGCGACUGGACUUGUUCGACGCCUACCACGUGGACCGCAUCUUCGAGUGCCGCAUCCUAUCCGUGGACAACCGCUACCGAGGCCGCGGCCUGGCGCGCCAACUCUUGGAGCGCUCCAUUGAGACCGCAAAGGCGGCCGGCUUCCAGCUCGUGAAGGAGGACGCGACCGGGCUUUUCUCGCAGCGAGCGGCCGACAGCAUGGGCUUCCAGACAGUGCACGAGCUCCCCUACGAGGAGUACAAGGACGAAGCCGGCAGGAUCGUUUUUCCAAUCGAAGCGCCGCAUAAGAGCUUAAAGAUUAUGGUUAAAGAGCUGCGCUAAAUAAUACGUAGGGAGAAUGGCUAACAAGAGGUGUGACCCACCGGAGCCGGGAAUGAGGCCGAGUGAGGAGUGGUGAGGAGGCUCCAGCCUCUGGCGCCAGCCAGCGGCUUAGUGGCGAGCGCUUGGCGCCCGGAGUCGAAUUUUGAAGAGAUACCUCGGUUUCAUCACAUAGGUUGCCUAAGCGUUUUUUGGUGCGUCAGAUCAAUGUUGCCACUGAUGUCUAACACCUCGGCCUUGCGCGGUCCCCAUGACGCGACCGUACCCUCAGCGGUGUGUACAGGAUUGGGACCACUCCAAAUGAGCAAUCUGUAACUCAGGAGUCGUCUAGGAAUGACCCCCAGAAUGAUGUAGUUACUGCAUAUGUAAAGUAGUUGACUCGUCCAGCACAGUAUGUAUUGGAGCUACCUUUUACUAACCAUUUUCACAAUCAUAGAAAGAAGAGUUAAUUUAAAACGGCGCCAAAUCAGUUGAAGUGAGUAAGUGAACAAAUAAUGAAAUCAGUUAAAACAUAUAUUUCAUUUUGUUGUCCGGACAAUAGAAAAAAAAAGAAGUACAUGUGGAGUCACUUUUAUUGCAUUGAAUGAAUAUACCUCUCGGUGUGACUUUUUUGAUUCCCUUAAAAGAGAGUAUUAUGAUUUCCUUACACACAUUUAUGGGAGGAAUGGGUGGGAUAAGCUGUAUGCAAAUUAGAUUUGUUUCAAAAACACAAAAGAUCAUCGCCUAUUAACACAGCAGAUCUCACUUACAAGGGCAUGGAGAGUUUGGGGUACUAUAAUGAUAAACUAAAAUAUCAACAAACAUUAUUAUCUAGAAUACAGGCCCUCACAGGUUUAUCAAACUUAAACCCUUAGAACUGAUUAAUUCCAUUCCAAAACCAAAGA
Frankliniella occidentalis (western flower thrips) is the source of this 1586-nucleotide messenger RNA. It is a transcript of the gene AANATL7, whose product is annotated as arylalkylamine N-acetyltransferase 1. The coding region runs from base 34 to 705 and encodes 223 amino acids. The record is from RefSeq and is a predicted model, not a curated record. NCBI's taxonomy places the organism in Eukaryota, Metazoa, Arthropoda, Insecta, Thysanoptera, Thripidae. Gene Ontology annotation, molecular function: N-acetyltransferase activity. The transcript is spliced from 2 exons.